This is a messenger RNA of Balaenoptera acutorostrata (minke whale), 486 nucleotides long. Its product is annotated as BICD family-like cargo adapter 1. The record is from RefSeq and is a predicted model, not a curated record. The coding region runs from base 1 to 486 and encodes 161 amino acids. NCBI's taxonomy places the organism in Eukaryota, Metazoa, Chordata, Mammalia, Artiodactyla, Balaenopteridae. The transcript is spliced from 5 exons. Gene Ontology annotation, biological process: vesicle transport along microtubule; Golgi to secretory granule transport.
AUGGAGGAAAAACUAGAGAAGGAGCAGGAAGGGAGGGCAAAGGGCCACGUCCUCCGCCUGCCCCACCCCGCUGACAAGAGUCCCAGUCACCAGGCCACCCUCUCAGUCUGGGGCCCUCGAGGGAGCCCAGAAUCCCAAGUGGCUGGAGCACUGGGGGAUACGCAGACAGAGCCCUCGCUGGACCAGGUCCUCCGGGAGCGGGAUGAAGCCAUUGCCAAGAAGCGGGCAGUGGAGGCUGAGCUGGACAUAUUCAAAGCCAAGUUGCGAGCUGUGGAGGCCCAGCUGCUGGAAGUUCUGGAGGAGAAGCUGAGACUGAGGCAGGAGGUGGAGGCCUGGGAGGACGACAUGCAGCGGCUGGUGAGGCAGCAGGUCGAGAGUCAGCUGCAGAGAGAGUCCAGGGGCGCUCUGGGAGCCCCCAUGGACCCUGGAACUGCCAGGACCCCCUGGGUCCGAUUCACCCUGAGUCGGUGGGGACGCUGGUGGUGA